CGUCGACCGGCUCGAGGACUUCGGGGUUCGCCGCCGUCGGGGGGACCUGGUCGUUCGGAGCCGGGCGGGCGGCCGAUGCGAAUUCAAGCACGACAGCUGAAUGGAACUGUUGAUGAGAUCGAUGUGCUGCCAGAUGCCACCGCCCGCGAGUUGAAACAGCUGCUCAAGGACUCGGCCUACAGCUGCAGUGACUCGAGUGACGAGAUCACACGUGCGUUGACCAUCGUGGAGGUGGUCUUCGAGAUGCACCAGUUGGACGAUGAAGAAACGCUGCUUGAGGCAGGCAUCACUGCUGGCACCGAGGUGCCCGAUGAGACCUUGGUGGAGCGCGGCUGCGGCCGCCGCCUCGAUCCUGAGACAGGGGAGAUCUACCACCUGAAGUUUAGGCCGCCACCCGAGGAGGUGGUCGAGCGCUUGGUGCACCGCAGUGACGACCAGGAGGAGAGCAUCCGCGUGCGUCUGCAGACCUACCACGAUCAGAUCGAUGGCAUCACGCCUUACUUCAAGGAGGUGCUCUACGAGGUGGAUGGCACUGGAAAGCCGAACGAAGUCUUCGAUCUCAUUCAGGAGGACUUGGACAAGCUUUAGGCGCGGGAUGGGACGCCGUGAGAGUCGGCGGACGACUCGCGGGUCCCUCCCCAUGCACCAGCUGCAUUGAGCCUCUUCUGUCAGCUGGGUUGUUGUUUGCUGGGGAUGGAAGAAAGAGACAGCAACACUAUAGGAAAACGGUGUGGCAGAAGUCUCUAGAUUUGGAUCAUUUCAUCCUAUUUCAUCCACCAAUGCGUCCCCCCCUUGGACUUCUGUCGAUUGGAGUGACACAAUACGCGCUCAUGUCAACGUGGGGGGGUGCAUGAUUUGUUUUAGGCUUCUUGACCCUGUCACGCCGCGGCCAAGAACUGUGCACAAGGAAAAGCACACAAAACUGUAUAGUUGCUCAAGAUAUCAGAAGCUUAGUCCAGCAGUCACAUGUUGGGGUGAACGAACGUAGGAAGUCGGAACGAAGCUCGCCAAAGGCAGGGAGCCAACUGCAUGUGACUCUUGGAAGCCGAAUGGCGACUCUUGGACUCAGGGUUUGCGGUUGGUUUUGCUGCACGUCCGUGUUGGGAUUCGUCCAAGAAUCCGGUGAUGAAGAUGUGAAGAGCCCCAAGAGCAGCGACCACGGUCGGCACGCAACGUGGGUGGUAUGCGGAAAGAUGUGACCUGGACGCUGGCUUUGACUCAGUAUGUUGACGUGAAGAAAUCGGAGCUGCUGCACUGCUAGUAGAUGCAGCAGCGCUGAAUUCUGUAUGUGUUUGAGACAUCUUUGUGUUGAUAGAGCACAACUGCCCCGCUGAAGGAUGUCAGGAUGUCACCAGUUUGGCUCCGAAGAUUAGCUAAGUUUAUUCGAC
Molecule: messenger RNA, 1388 nt
Organism: Durusdinium trenchii
Lineage: Eukaryota; Dinophyceae; Suessiales; Symbiodiniaceae
Source: the annotation of a GenBank genome assembly